AGAUGAGUUAGAUGAGAAUGAAUAAAAACAAACGAAUAUAAAACGAACGAAAAAUAAAACAAACAUCGAUUAAGGAUAAUAAUAAAAUCGACACCAUCGAACAAUAACAACAAUUUAUGGUUUACGUUUUGUCAACAUAUCAAAAUUCACUAAAUAAGACAAAUAAACAACAACGAAAAUGAUUAAAUUGAAAUCAUUGUUCCGUCGUGGACAAGGGACCUCGAGUUCCAAUUCCUCACAAAAUUCAACAUCGGCGCAUAAGCAACAGCAGCAGCAUUCCAACAAUAAUCGACAGAAAUCUCAAUCCAGUACAUCUUUAAAUACAGCACAUGAGCAACAUCAGCAGCAGCAACAGCAACAGCCGGCAACAACUGCAACAACCAAAUUUUAUUCAAAUAAUGAAGGUGGAACAGGUGCCACAUAUGAACGUGGAGUAGAUGUAGGCGAUGAAGAUGCCUUAUUGCUAACAAAUCAAUUGCAACAACGACGCCAGCAGCAACAACAACAACAGCAGCAACAGAGCAACACUCUGCCACAAAAGAAAUCCAAAUUGAAAGGACAAAAGCAACCAAAGCAAUUGCCACCCAUACAACAACAACAACCACCUGGCAAUGAUUUAAACGAACAACAAAUGACUUCCAUUGCCGCCGCACCACAUCAACCUCCACCAACAGUAACAUCAGCAGCAGCAGCAGCAGCAGCAGCAACAUCUAGUGUUAACAAUCGAAAUCUUAAUUUGAAUAACAACAGCGGCCACGCAUUGGCCGGCGUAAGUGCCGCCGCUGCUGCCGCUGAUUUCUAUCAGCAAUUGGCAGUAGCAGCAGCAGCGACAGCAUCAGCAACAGCGACACCAACAACAACACCUGGCAGUACUUCGUCAACAUUAACGAAUUCAUCAGCAACCACCGAUACCACCAUACAUCAAGCCUCAUCUGUUACAAAUCCAGCAGCGUCAGCAAAUGCAUUUCCGGCUGCCGCUGCUACUGUGGCUGUUGCAGCUGUUGCUGCCAGCAGUUAUCAGCAGCAACAACAACAACAACAACAGCAGCAGCAGCUUAUCAAUAAUGAACAACAACAAAAGCAACUUUUAGAGGCUAACAAUAAAAUGCAAGAACUGCAUAAGCAGGUGGAGCGUUUGGAAAGCGAACAUCUGCAGCUGGAGACACGCAUCACAGAGCUGUUGCCAUACCAAAGUGAAGUGGCCAAAUUGAAGGGCGAUUUGAUCAAGAUGCAGAAUCUACAGGAGAAAACACAAAUGGAAAUUGGCAAUUUGAAAUAUGAAAAUGAAUCUUUGCGCAAUCGUUUGCGGGACGUUGUUAAUUCACCAUUAUCAGAUGCGGAAAAGCAUCAGAUAAUACAAGAUUCCCAACGUUUGCAUAGCUCAGCUCCUGCCUCCAUAGCACUGCCUAGUGCAAUUGAAGGUAUACAUGAUAGUGGAACACCAUGCCUUACACCCGAUUGGGAUAAGCAUUCAUCAUCGAGUGAAAUAUCCGUAGCCUGUUUGCAGGAUAAAAUCAUACAAAUGGAGGAGACGCAUUACUCCACAAAUGAGGAAUUACAGGCCACUCUGCAAGAGUUGGCCGAUCUGCAAACGCAAUUGACCGAUACUCAAACCGAAAAUGAACGUCUGUCCGAGGAGAAGGAUGUGCUAUUUCAAUCGCUUUGCCGCCAAACCGAAAAGCUCAAUGAGUCACGUACACAAAUCACAACACUACAAGAGCUCUUGCUGCGUGAUACGAAACAGGCGGCUGAGGUCACCACCUCGGAGAGGGAGAAAAAGCUAUUGGAUUUGAUUAAGACGUCACAGGAGGAGCGUGAAGUGGUUCUGCUUAAGCAGGAGGAGCUCAAUUCAGAGCUAAGUGAAUUGCGUUCCGUGUGCGAUGCAGCGCAAUUGGAACAGCAGCGUCAGCGGGAACGUAUUGCUUUGCAGGACUCGCAGCUAGAUGCAUCGAAUGCCGAACGCAAGCAAGGAGAGUCUCAAUUGUCGCAGGCCAAAGAGGAAAUCUCACAGAGGGGUAUCGAAAUCAAUCGAUUAACCACUCUGCUGGAGAAUGCCCGAUCAAAGAUUGAGGAGCUCGAGGCGGAUUUGUCUCGUGGCGAUAAGACCGAUCUGAGUGAUGUUCUUGAUGCGGCACGACGUGAAAAAGAUACGCUGGAAGAACGGGUGGCCGAGCUGCAGGAUCAGUGUUCACGUGGCCAGGCCGAAUUGAGGCGUCUGCGGGAACAACUCGCCGGCCUCAGUGAGGAGUGCAAAGUGGCCAAAAAUAAUGCCAAAUGUGCCGUAUCCCAUUUGGAAUAUCGUCUCGAACAAUUGCAAAGCGACAAGGAUAAAGUGGCCAGCGAUUGUCAAUCGUUGGAGGAGCGUGUGGCCGAGCUUCAAGUGCAAUGCAAGUGUCAUCAGGAAGAUAAGGCCCAAUUGCAGCAGCUACUGAGCGAGACUCAACGACAUUUGGGCGAUAUUAAGCUCAAGUUUAGCGAUACGGAACAGCGGCUAGACAAGGAGACCCAGCUACGCCGCAAAGAGGCUGAGGAGUGGCAACAAUUUCAAUCGGAUCUACUAAUGACCGUCCGAGUUGCCAAUGAUUUCAAGACUGAGGCGCUUAGCGCUCGGGAGCAGCUGCUGCUCGAGAAUAAAACGCAGAAGGAGAAAAUACGAUUGCUGGAACAGCAAUUGGACAAACUGAACACUAAAAGCGCCGAGACCCAACAAUCGGUCAUUUCCACUGUUCAAUUGGAAAUGGCUUCGCGCCGUGGCAGUAAACACAAUUUCAAUCGUCAGGAUUCGCGUCUCUCGGUAAAAACGCUCAUCGAAAGCAUUGAAAAUAACAAGCCGCAGGGAAAAUCGUCGGACGAUGUUGAAUCAAGAUAUAGCUCAACUUCAAGCUUAAAUAGCGGCACUCCAGAGAUGGGUAAUACACCUAUUAUACUGCCUGCCUCCAGUGAUUGGCAUGAGAGCUUACGUUUACCCGUCCUUCAGAGCAGCAAUCUUCAUGUGAGUGUCAAUAAUACGGCAGCUAUUGUAGGUGGUGGUGGAGGAGGAGGAGGCGGCGGAGCUGUCAAUGCAACCAAAGUAACAUUGCCAUUGCGAGAGCAACAGCAACUGCCAGCAACAACAGGAUCAGCAGCUUCAACAUUACCACCAACCCCAGCCACACCGCCUCCAUCAAUGGUGGUGGUGCCAUCCAGUCUGACAACGCCAGUAAAAACGCCCAGCAAUAGUCAACUGGUGGGCAGCCUCAGCUUCGGCAAUGUCUCAAAAUCAUUUCUCACUGGCGAACGCAAGGAUCCUCUCAAUAUGUUAGCCAAAAAUGGUGGCUCUAAACGCAAUGCCUUACUUAAGUGGUGUCAAAAUAAAACCGUUGGCUAUCGCAACAUUGAUAUCACGAACUUUAGCUCAUCGUGGAACGAUGGUCUGGCAUUCUGUGCGAUUCUACAUUCCUAUUUACCAGAUCGCAUACCCUAUGAUACACUCAAUCCGACCAAUAAGCGUCGCAAUUUUUCAUUAGCCUUUGCGGCUGCCGAAUCAGUUGGCAUUGGCACCACCUUGAACAUCAACGAUAUGUGCCAGAUUGAGAGACCAGACUGGACACAGGUCAUGUCCUAUGUAACGGCUAUAUACAAAUACUUUGAGACCUAAAUAUACUAAAUGGAGAAAGUGAUUCUCCUGAUCUUCACAAAAAACAACAACAACAACAACAAAACUCCCAAUAUUAACCGUCUUUUGUAUAUUUAUUCUGCAUUUCUUUAUUUAUUUAAUACCUAAUAAUACACUGCAUGAGCUCACAGGCCGACAACUCCCUCAUAAAUGACUUAAAGUAUUGAAAAAUUUUGCAAAUUCUCUAAACUACAUUUAGUAAUUGUUUAAAUUUUGCUUUAAUUGCUUGUGACCAAAAUAAAAGUACUUUCUAUAUUA
Messenger RNA from Drosophila willistoni, 3913 nucleotides. RefSeq names its product cytospin-A. Gene Ontology annotation, molecular function: protein binding. Gene Ontology annotation, cellular component: microtubule organizing center; filamentous actin. The coding region runs from base 179 to 3637 and encodes 1152 amino acids. The transcript is spliced from 8 exons. Gene Ontology annotation, biological process: actin cytoskeleton organization. The record is from RefSeq and is a predicted model, not a curated record. Lineage: Eukaryota; Metazoa; Arthropoda; Insecta; Diptera; Drosophilidae.